AUGGACGAGCAUGCUGUGAAACGAGAUGCUCAUGAGAAGAGAGUGAAGGUCCUCAGGGAAGUUUUGGGACGGGCAGAUGCCGACAUUUUGUCUGCAUCCACAGAGGCGGAGACGACUCGCAUCUGUGCCGAAGCCCAUGCACAAGCCGGCGAGUUGUUGCACCGCUGGCGAUUUCAUGACGAUGUAAGCUUUGAAGACCUCCAUCGCUGCUGUCAGGAAGCCCUGAAGGGCUUCGAAGUCGCUGUGCCCUUGCCCCCCUUGCCUCUCAAAGACCCCCGAGCUGCUCCAUCGGCCAAGCCGGCGGCGGCGGAGGAGACUGCAGAGUCAACUGCGAAUGACAUGACACCCUUCGAUUGGUUUUUCCUGCAAUCGUCGAAUGACGACGUGAUUUCGGCUUUGAAGGCUGUCACGGUUGAGCAGCAUCCGGAACUGGACGGCUAUGACUUGCUUUUCGGACUUCCUGAACUCUGGCGGUUCAAGACCCCCUUUGCUACCUGGUACAGCAAGUCCUACCACAGCUGUGCCGUGCCUUUGCUUCUUGACUGGGGCUUCAGCGAGUGUCACGUCAUUCGCCGGAGCAUCUACAAGGGCGAAAAAGUGAACAAGACCAAGAUAAAGCUCCCCAUCGACACCGCCAGCUUGCCGGGCUGUGUCUCCGUGGUAGCUUCCUUCCUGCAAAACCGUUCUGCGAGUGCCGAGGCUCUCACACAGACCUGGGACCUGCUGGCCCUUUUCGACAAGUUCUCUCGGAAAUCCGGGAAGCUUGCUCUGCUGCCAGGAGUUGCAGCGGCGGAGUUGCCGCUGCAGAACAACACGAUCCUCAUCGAGGAUUGGAGUCGCUGUUGCGGUGCCCUCGGCCUGGAAAUCCUCGCAUCCGAAGUGACGAGGAGUUUCCCCAAUGAUCGUCUUUAUAUCACCCUCGGCAAGGCUUUGUUUGUCCUGCUCCGAAGUCGGCAGAAGCCCAGCAUCAAGGAAUCUGUGCAAGCUCAGAGAAUCACAAAGCGGGUUGUGCACACUUGGACUCAGUCGGUGCAGAGAUCCUUCGAAGGGCAAGGCAGUCCACUUCUUGAUGUUUGCCCCGAGCCCAGCCGAUGUGCCAGCUUUCAUCCGCUCUCCAAAUCCUCCCGAAUGAAAGGCUCAACAGUUCUUCGUGAGAACUUGCUCAACCGCUUUUCGAAAAAAUCCUCUGGAUUUGUCACCACGAAAGAAGAGCUCAAUCUGCAGCAAUUGGGGCUGAUAAGCUCCAAUUCUCGCUUCGCGAAGGCAACUGCAGACGAGUUUCUCCUCCGCUGGCUGGCAAAGGCCAGCACAAAGGCACAGGCCUCUGCAGCCGAAGGCACACGGUUGGCGAACUGGUGCAUGGACUCGGCUCGUGCUUGCACUUUCCAGGUCCUGGCCCUCCAGUGCCAAUUGGGCGACACCGAAGCCAGCCUCAUACAGGUGCUGCCAGACACGGCCAACAGUGCUCCCAGCGGCACAACCUUGCAGGCCCUCAACGUGGCCCUGCAAGGAGGUGGACUUCAAAGUGGAGGUGUGAAACUACAACCGACCUUCAAAGAGCUGCGAAGCUAUCGUGUCUCCACAAAGAACUUGCUGCAUGCCACGAAAAACAGCUUGGCACUCCUUUAUCCGAACUUUUCAUUUGCAGCUUGCCUUCCCGAAAACGUACUGCAUCCCAACAGCAGCGCCUGCGACCGCUACCUCAUGACCGACAAGGAGAAGGAGAUCCACGGCUUGAAAGCCAACCGCGACUUUUACUUCCUCCACCGCAACGCCGACGAUGUGAGCCUGCCUGACUUUCCCAGCUCCUCACAGAAGGACGUCUUUCGCCUGGUCUUCAGCGGAGACGAAGGAUCGGAGAACCUGGGCUGCUUCCUCCACCUGGCACACUGCAACGUGCAGGUCGUUUGGUGGCCAGACUUGCCCCACAAGCUUCACCGGAAGCAGGCGGCAGCUCUCAAAGAAUGUCCUGCAGCAGCACAACUCCUCAAAUUGGCCACGAAAGUCUUCAGGGCCACAAGGGGUCCCUAUGGAAGCUCGCGAUUUGGCCGGGGCAGGAAGGAGAGCAGAACCAGAAUGCUGUCCGCCCUGGACGAGUGCCCCGACUCGAACUUCUUGCAGUGCUGCUUAAGUGGCAUGGCCAGGGACCAAGGCUUGCAGGUUUUUGUACCUGAAGCAAAGAUUCUUCUGGCUAUUCUGCUGCCAGGCACCCUGCACUGGUCCGGUUCGGACGAGGUCAAAGAGGGCAGCUGGCACAUGCAACUGGCAGAACUCCUCUGGCAGUACUGGGAAACGGGGGAGAACCCGUACUUGAAUCCGCAACAGGACGAUUCUGACAAGGCGGACUCCUACUCCAUCCGUGCUCUUGCCUUCCAGGUGCUUUCGGAUGCCACGAACCAGGAUAAACUCAGAUCCUUGAUCGCGAUCUUCAAGCCCGCUCGGAAGUGGAUGACACAGCUUGAGAAAGACCUGCAGAGCGAGGCCAAAGGUCCCGUGCGGCAGGCUUUCGCCCUGGCGACAGGAGCACGAGUGCAGCAUCUUGUGAGGGAGACAAUCGCCUCAAGCACGACCUUCGAAGCCUUGCAGUACAUCGGUGUGAGCGAGUGCAACGACGAGUCCGCCGACACCAUGGAAGUCCACACUGCCAUGCUUUGUGCCUGGUUGGGUCGCCUGGUGGAGCUUGCUGACCACCACCGAUGUUUGCCCUGGCGAGCGAUCCUUGCCACGAACGACCGCCGGUUCGCUGCACUGCUGGACAGCCUUCGCCGCGAGGUUGAGUUCGUGCACGAAUUGGACAAGCUCAGCGAGAAGGGCCAGCUGUACAAGUACAUGUCAUUUACUCGCUGGCAAUGUGUUCGUGAGCUGCUCGUGGAGGCCGAGUCCAUUAACUUCGACAGCAACCACGAGGAUGCUAACGAGGUCCGAAAGAUCUUCCUGGCGGCUGCAGGGCUGAAGCACACGGAUGCAGAGGCUUCGCUAUUGACCUCUCUCCCCUGCGAGCUCAUUUUCAACGAUCUGCGGGAUGGUGAACGGAGAGGCCAGAAGCAAGACUACCGAUCCCCGCCGGCAAUCUGCUGUGCUGCGGUGAAAAGUGGCUGGUCACGAUCACCACUUGCUCACAUCCAGCUGGAGGGAAAAGACUGGUCUGACAGAAGCUCCGCUCGCCAUCUGAAGGCGAAUAUUUUGCAAGGCGCUGCGAGAGCCACGGACAAAGAGCUCGGCAUCCCCAUGCAGCAGCUCACGAAUGCGAGGGUUUGCGAGCACAUCACGAAGCCGCACGUGUUGACACAGCGGCUCCAACUGUACUGCUGCCUGUCCGAUGAGUUCUCAAGAAGCCGUGCCGUGAACUUGGAGCUCUUGCUGGCCAACUCCUGGCCCUGCAAGAUGCUGUGCGCCAUGUGCCUCUGGAAGGUUACGGCUGAUGACGAGUCCGAAGUCCGUCUCGUUUUGCAAGCGGGCCCAUGGCUGACACGGUACGUGACUGUGGAGGCCACGACUGUGGAUAAUGAUGUGGAGCUCUACAAGAUUCCGACAACUGCCGCCGUGGAGGAUACCUUGCGGUUCGAUGGCAAGUCUGGGCUCCUUUCGAUGGCCACAGGGGUGGCCCAUGUGGAGCACGGCCUGUUAUUCAGGCCUCAGUGCUUCCUGCAUCCCACUCGGUUCCUCCUGACGCACAGGAUUUACAAUGUCACCUCCACAUUCGUUCAGAGCUACUGCAAACUGCUCGGGCUUCAGCUGGGCAAAAGCACACAUCAGGAUCGAGUUCGUGCCCUUCUUCAGAAAGAGGGCUACGAGCAGGAGUACAUCACUGAGGUCUUGGACAGUCUUCCUUUGCCGAAGACACGGAAACCACAAGCAAGCGACGAGCAGGAGGUUUGGUGCUCAAAAUAA
Messenger RNA from Symbiodinium sp. CCMP2592, 3891 nucleotides. NCBI's taxonomy places the organism in Eukaryota, Dinophyceae, Suessiales, Symbiodiniaceae. The record is from the annotation of a GenBank genome assembly.